Molecule: messenger RNA, 881 nt
Organism: Malus domestica (apple)
Lineage: Eukaryota; Viridiplantae; Streptophyta; Magnoliopsida; Rosales; Rosaceae
Product: flavonoid 3',5'-hydroxylase 1-like
Molecular function (GO): iron ion binding; monooxygenase activity; heme binding
Source: RefSeq, a predicted model, not a curated record
UAUUGACAUGGUUGAUUGUUUUACAGUCUGCAUUAAGUUUUUAGCCUUACAUUGGCAGCUAAUCGCUUAGAUUUUAGGUUUCAAGUUUUUAGCCCUACAUGUAUGGAAGUUACUUUCCACACGAGCAUUUGUUUUCCCUUGUUUCUUGAGAGCCAACUAGUAUAGUAACACAACUUUCUAUGGACAGGAUACGGUAGUGGAAGGGGGGGGACUGACACUUCCUCCAACACAACUGAGUUUGCAUUGGCUAAAAUCUUGAACAAACCAGAGAUGAUGGAAAAAGCCUAGCAAGAGUUGGAAGAUGUAGUUGGAAAACACAACAUUGUAGAAGAAUCCCACAUCGACAAAUUGUCAUACUUACAAGCUGUGAUGAAAGAAACUUUGCGCUUGCAUCCAACCCUGCCUCUGUUAGUCUGUCAUUGCCCAAGUGAAACAUGCAUUGUGGGAGGCUACACCAUUCCGAAAGGAUCUAUGAUUUUCAUCAAUGUUUGGACCACACACAUAGACCCUUCGAUUUGGGAAAACCCGUUGGAGUUCGAUCCGGAGAGGUUCUUGGACAUCAAAUGGGACUACAAUGGGAAAGACCUCAACAAAUUUCCAUUUGGGUCAGGCACAAGAAUAUGUGUUGGGAUUGUAAUGGAUGAGAGUAUGGUGAUGCAUUCUUUCAACUGGAAAUUUCCAGAGGGAGAGAAGUUGGAUCUUUUUGAGAAGUUUCGGAUUGUGUUGAAGAAGAAGCUUCCUUUGGUUGCCAUCCCAACUCCAAGGUUAUCAGAUCCAGCAUUCUAUGAGUUGAACAAUGCUGCUAUCAAAUUCCUUAAAAUACUUCACUUGUAAUAAUUAAUACCAACUUAAGCCCAAAAAUAUUUCUUGAAAACCGCAUG